AUGCUCUUAACGCGUCGCAUGACUCGACUGCAUACUGUGCAAAGUGCAAGUGAGCGGCCGUUGCACUCCGGCAACGGUCGUUGCCUGUUAUCCUUGAAUGCUGUUUGCGACGGCGCUCGUUCGCAGCUCUCCCCACAAACCAGCAGCACCACAACGCAACUGCCAACGAUGAUCUCCCGCCUGCCCGAACCGCUGACCAUCGUCCAGGAGCUCCCGACCGCGCCACAGUCCAUCUGCUCGGAGGCCAGCUACCCUGGCACCCCCCUCGGCCGGCUGCGAAGUGCGAUGAAGAAUGUCAGCUACACGCAGUCGAACGCGUUUUUCGACGCCUUCCUGGUGUUCCACAGCGACGAACAUUUGAGCGAAGAGCCGGCACCGGAGGAGCGUCGACUGCAGUACAUAAGCGGGUGGGACGGCGCGGGCACGGCGGCGGUGCUGGCUGACGGCGGCGCCGCGCUCUUCGUGGCCAGCGGGGACGUGAGACGGGCGCGCGCCACCGUCUCGUGCGCCUGGCUCGUAGUCGACGAGAACGACCCCAGCCAGCCCACGAUCACCGAAUGGAUCGCGGAGCGUCCGGGCCGCAACGGGCGGGUUGGUGCGGACGCGCGGCUGACCUCGGUGAUGGAGUGGCAGUCGCUGUUCAGCAACCUGCAGCGGGAGGGUAUGCAGCUGGUGCACGCGCAGACCCUCAUCGACCAGCUGUGGGCAGACGAGCCCAGCCCAGGGCUACGACGCCCCGAGUUCUCCAGGAUCGUUGCGAACUUGCACAACCUGGAAUACACGGGCAUGACGUGGCGCGACAAAGUGGCGGCCGUGAGGGCCGAGCUGCGCGAGUUGGGCGCGGACGCGAUGGUGGUGACGUCACUGGACGAGGUGGCCUGGCUGCUGAACGUGAGGGGCCGAGACGUGCCGUACGCGCCGCUGCUCAAGGCCUUCGUGGUGGUCAGCAUGAAGGAGGUCCGCGUGUACGCGCCGCCGGGCAAGCUCUCGAUGCCCGUGCGGGAGGCGCUCGCUGUGUACAACUGCUACGCAACCGCCAACAACUGCACGAGAAUCCACGGGUUUGAGGCCCUACACAUACCUGUUUUACACGAUAUAAAAACAACUAGACCAACCAGACGGAGCGUUGGUAUACACGCCAUUGCCACGGCCGCCCUAGGCCCCAGCCCAUGUAUGAAUUUCUCGUCACGAUUGGCCGCCCCCAAUACGUGGCCGCCUAGGCGCGGGCCUAUUGGGCCUCAGGGCAGACCCACCACUGGCCAUCUAUGUUCCAGAGUGAACGACUACACGACCAUCUACGCUGACCUGCGGCGCGCGUCGGAGACGAAGAUCCUGAUCCCCACAGGGGACACGUUCCAGCGGGGCGCCUCCGCCGCGAUCGCCCAGAGCGUGCCGCAGUCCAAGCGGCUGUUCCAGUCCUCGCCCAUCAUCUACUUCAAGGCGCAGAAGAACGACGCGGAGAUCAGGGGCAUGAGGAGGGCGCACCUGCGGGACGCCGUCGCGAUGUGCACGGUGCUCAGCUACAUCGAGAGCAUGGGUAACGGCGAACACUUGCGUGGCCCCACCACGGAAUUAGGCGACCGUUCCGCGUGCAGGGCAACAGCGAACACUGUUCCGUGGCCCCGCCACGGUAACUUGCGUGGCCCCACCACGGAAUUAGGCGACCGUUCCGCGUGCCAGGCCGCGCUGAGCACCCUCCAGGCGCCGGGCACUCUGCCCGCCGCCCACGCGGACCCCGUUGCCAGGGGCCCGCUCUGGACCGCCGCCCAGGACUACCCCUCGCCCACCGGCCACGGGGUGGGCGCUGCGCUCAACCGCCGCGAGGAUCCGGUCGUCAUCGACUACAGGCAAGACACCAACUUGCACACUUUCCGAGAGGGAUACUUUGUGACAAGCGAACCGGCUUGGUACGAAUCGAGAAAGUUCGGUGUGAAGCUCGGCAACGUCCUGCUGGUGGUCGCCAAGCCGGACGGGUACCUAGGAUUCCGUGAGGCCACACUACUGCCCUUCGAACCUAAACUUAUCGAUCGCAAUUUGCUAACCGAAUACGAGAUAAACUGGUUGAACGCGUACAACGAGAGAAUUCGGAAGACUGUCGGCCCGGACUUGACCGACCAAGGGCUUACGGACGUGUACUAUUGGAUGAUGAACAAGACCAUAUACAUCGAACCACCCUCGAAGGCCAGGAAGAGUGCAAACGCCGCGCAGACUCGCUACCGUGGGGACAGUUACGGGCUGUUUUACUCCGUUGUACUGGCGAACGUUAUCUGUUAUAUAGCUAAUAACGUA
Molecule: messenger RNA, 2289 nt
Organism: Iphiclides podalirius (scarce swallowtail)
Lineage: Eukaryota; Metazoa; Arthropoda; Insecta; Lepidoptera; Papilionidae
Source: the annotation of a GenBank genome assembly